Molecule: messenger RNA, 1066 nt
Organism: Phacochoerus africanus (Common warthog)
Lineage: Eukaryota; Metazoa; Chordata; Mammalia; Artiodactyla; Suidae
Product: putative olfactory receptor 2B3
Exons: 1
Coding region: 26-967 (313 amino acids)
Biological process (GO): G protein-coupled receptor signaling pathway
Cellular component (GO): membrane
Molecular function (GO): olfactory receptor activity; G protein-coupled receptor activity
Source: RefSeq, a predicted model, not a curated record
AGGAAUGAAAAGUUAGUGAGUCAUCAUGAAUCGGGCAAACGAGAGCUCCUCAAAAGAGUUCAUACUACUUGGCUUCUCAGACAAGCCCUGGCUACAAACGCCCCUUUUGGUGCUCCUAUUAACAUCAUACGCAACCACCAUCUUUGGCAAUGUGUCCAUCAUGAUGGUGUGCAUUCUGGAUCCCAAGCUUCACACUCCCAUGUAUUUCUUUCUCACAAACCUCUCCAUAUUAGAUCUCUGUUACACCACGAGCACCGUCCCUCAUAUGUUGAAAAACAUUUGUCAGAACAAAAAGACCAUCAGUUAUGGUGGCUGUGUGGCCCAGCUCAUCAUCUUCCUGGCUCUGGGUGCUACGGAGUGUCUCCUCCUGGCUGUUAUGUCCUUUGACAGAUACGUGGCCAUUUGCAGACCCCUCCGCUACGUAGUCAUCAUGAACCCCUGGUUCUGCUUCAAGAUGAUAGCCUUCUCCUGGCUCACUGGCUUCAGCAACUCAGUGUUGCAGUCCUCCUUGACCCUUAACAUGCCUCGCUGUGGUCAUCAGGAAGUGGACCACUUUUUCUGUGAGGUUCCUGCCCUUCUCAAGCUGUCAUGUGCUGACACAAAGCCUAUUGUCUCCGAGCUCUUUUUCUUCAGUGUGUUAAUUCUGCUAAUUCCAGUGACAUUGAUCCUCAUCUCCUAUGGCUUCAUAGCUCAAGCAGUAUUGAGAAUCAGGUCAGCCGAAGGACGGCGAAAAGCUUUCGGAACGUGUGGGUCUCACAUGGUUGUGGUCUCUCUCUUUUUUGGAACAGGCAUUUACAUGUAUCUACAACCACCUUCUUCCACUUCUAAGGACUGGGGAAAGAUGGUUUCCCUUUUCUAUGGGAUAUUCACACCCAUGUUGAACCCUCUCAUCUAUAGCCUUAGAAAUAAAGAUAUGAAAGAGGCCUUCAAGAGGAUGAUGUCAAUAAUCUUUUUCUAUAAGAAAUGAGAAUUGCUCCACUGUCAUGAGACCCUUCUGAGUUUGUCCUUAUCCUUGAAAAUGUUAAUAAUGUUUGAUCUGAUUUUCCUGUUGUUCAUGCUCUUAUGA